CCUCUCCUCCUCCUCUCCGUCCUGUCGAGCUGUCAGUUCACAGCAAGCACACAUGAACCUCAAUGCCGCAGACGGAGCUGACCACCCGCCGAGCACACCUCUAGAUAACGGCACCUGGGCGUUUUAACUCACACGGGCCAAGGAAGUGACAUGAGGCCCCUGUCCUCUCCGCGGACCGACCACAGACGCGUAGGAGGAGGGCUGAGCCGCUCGCUGGUUCGGAGCUAACGCCAACAGUUAGCUCGCAGGCUAGCGGUCGCUCUCUGUCAAACGGAGUCCGGGCUAGCACCGCGCCGCCCGUUGGUGAACGUUACACAGCGAAGGUCGGAGGGACCAACGGCUGCUCGGCGGGCGUUUGGACAGCCGCUCAGCGCCGUUCAUGUGUCUCUGUAACCGUGUGUUUUAAGGGCUGCGCGUUGUUCCUGUUUUAAACCUUUAUUUUAUUUUAUUUUUUAAAUUAAUUUUACGGGUUUUAUCGUUUGUGUCUUCUAGCUAGCGGGCGAGCUACUCGGCUAUGCUAACGCCAGCUCAGUGAGAGCUCCGGACUAGUCGAGGGAGGAAGGAAGAGAAGUGACUUAUGAUGUGGGCUGAGGGAAGCAGCGGGCUGGUAGGCGAAGGACAGCAGCAGUAUUAGCUUUUUUUUUUUAAUUUAAAAAAAAAAAACACAUCGCAUUUUGUCACAUUAGUCCUUGUCGAGGUGGGGCCGCAGCGUCAGCCGAGCAGUGUGGGACGUCGGAUGAGGAAUGAGAUUUGGGGCACUUUGAUUUGCGAGCUGGAUAAAUGAUCAGUAUCGGUAUUGCCGAGUCGUGAGCUGGUGGCCACAGAGACACAUUAUCUGCACAGACUGCAACAACCAAGCUUAACUUAAAAGAUGGCUUCGGCGAGCAGCAUUGCCGCAUCUAUUGCGAGCAAAACGAAGACCAAGAAAAAACACUUCGUCGCUCAGAAAGUGAAGCUCUUCCGUGCCAGCGACCCUCUGCUCAGCGUGGUUAUGUGGGGAGUCAACCACUCGAUAAACGAGUUAAGCCAUGUUCAGAUUCCCAUCAUGCUCAUGCCAGACGACUUCAAGGCCUAUUCUAAGAUCAAAGUGGACAACCACCUCUUCAACAAGGAGAACAUGCCCAGCCAUUUCAAGUUCAAGGAGUACUGCCCUCUGGUGUUUCGAAACCUCAGAGAGAGGUUUGGCAUUGAUGAUCAGGAUUUCUUGAACUCACUGACACGCAGUGCUCCCUUGAACAGUGAGGCCCAGGGACGGAGCGGGGCCCGCUUCCAUACCUCUUACGACAAACGCUACGUCAUCAAGACCAUCAGCAGCGAGGAUGUGGCUGAGAUGCAUAACAUUCUAAAGAAAUAUCAUCAGUUCAUCGUGGAGUGCCAUGGCAACACGCUGCUACCUCAGUUUCUGGGGAUGUACCGGCUCACCGUGGAUGGAGAUGAGACCUACAUGAUUGUUACACGCAAUGUCUUCUCUCACCGCCUUUCUGUCUACAAAAAAUAUGAUCUCAAGGGUUCCACUGUGGCAAGAGAGGCCAGCGACAAGGAGAAGCAGCCGCCCCAACCAGAGGAUGUGCCCCCGCGGCCCAAAUCUGGUAACGUUCAGCAAAGGCUGCAAACACUGCGGAUUGCCACGCGCUUUUACUGCGCCAUGAAACACGUAAGAGAUGCCAAGGAGUUGCCCACCUACAAGGACAAUGACUUCAUCAAUGAUGGGCAGAAGAUCUACAUUGACGGGGAGAACAAGAAAAUGUUCCUGGAGAAGCUCAGGAAAGAUGUGGAGUUCCUGGCCCAGCUCAAGCUCAUGGACUACAGUCUGCUGGUGGGGAUCCACGAUGUGGAGCGAGCCGAGCAGGAAGACGUGGAGAGCGAGGACAAUGAGGCCGAGGAGGAGGGUGAAAGCGACGGAGGGGGCAUCGGAACGCCCCCCGACAGUCCCAGCAACACCCUGGACAGCACCAAGCCUCUGUCACCUGGGGAGUUUGAUCCCGCCAUUGAUGUCUACGCCAUCAAAAGCAAUGAGACUGCUCCCAGGAAGGAGGUGUACUUCAUGGCUGUCAUAGACAUCCUUCAGCAUUACGAUGCCAAGAAGAAAGCUGCCCACGCCGCCAAGACUGUCAAACAUGGGGCCGGAGCGGAGAUCUCCACAGUGAACCCAGAGCAGUACUCCAAGAGGUUUUACGAUUUCAUCACCACUAUCCUGUCAUAGCCUCCAGGAACGACAGGGGGCACAGAGGCACAUGGGAAAGGGAGGGCAAGUGGGGAGUAGAGAAGAGAAGGGACGGAGAGAAAAACCAUCGAGAGGCUGAAUUAAUAAGGUGCUGUGAUGGCUUUGUAUCACUCUCCCUCAUCCAUUCUCCUCAUCCCUCCCUGUUUUACUCUCUUUUUGUGGGGUGCCACGCUCUGCAGCUAAAGAAAACAUAAUUCGUUUACAUUUAACCUCUCCUCUGUUGAGUUUUGUUUAUGUGUUACUUUGGAUGAUAAGGGUGUUGAAAGCAAGUGUCCGAAGUCAUUACGUUUUUUUUUAUAUAAUUUGUUUUUGUCUGUAUGGUUUAUGUGGGAAUAUGGCUUUUUUUUUAUUGCCUCUAAUACAACAUCAAGCACCCUGGGUUUUUGGGGGGGAGUGUUUUUAUUUGUCUUUCCCUUAUGAUGUUUGGAAGGGGGGGGGGGUUGUGUAUAGUGUGAGCUCAAGGGGUUGCAGAGGUCAGAUUGCGGCACAUGGAGAAGGCUUAAGCAAGAUGUAACAAGGAAGUUUAAUGUUGAGCCUCGCCUAAUGCAAUUGCUUCAUUUCAGGAAGUAGGAAGCAGUCUUCCAAUAGGCCAACAGUCAGAGCCCCCACCCAAAUGCUAUACAAGUACUCAGCCAAACAAAUCUUCCUAUUUGGGUUCCUCCUCCAUCACUCACCCAUUCGAUGCGUCCCCUUCCCCCUCCCACUCCUUUGUGUAUAGUUAAUGAAUUAAACUUCCGGGUUGUCCUCUUGCCACACGCUCAAACAAACACUUCUCAUCAGUUGAGAUGAGUUUACUUGUUGCAGUAAAUUGUACCGCUUGUUUCCAGCACUAGUUGCAACUCAGUGGUCGUCAGUGCAUUGUUCCUUUUACUUUGUCAAGAUGCACAGUGAUUAAGAAUGAUUAAGGGAAGGAUAUGUACCUUUUUAAAAUGAGAAGAGGAGUGAUUCGAGCACACGGUGUCAUUUACUUGCAUUCACUCUGAAUACGUUGGGCAUUGUUACGAAGGCCUGGUCUCUGUUCCUGUGGCAGGAAAUGACCCAGAAGUCUUGUGGGGCUGUAGUGAUAAAGAGUCACUCCUUGUUAUAUCUUCGUAAAGGGUGUCACAUUAAAACAUCAACAGCCCUUAACUUUCUGUUGCCAUCAGCACCUUAUGAGUAAAAUCAAAAAUGUUGCACUUUUAUUUGUUGUUAGAGGUUAGGAGCUCUCGUUCUGUUACAUGCGCUGCAACAAAGAGGAAAAGGAACUUUGCUUUCUUAGAAUUGAAUCUUACGAGGCCUGAUCUCAAAUCCCAUCUCCUCCGCCAUUUCUCACCUGGGUACUUCUUACUGUAGGGAUUGGUUGGGAAGAAUUUACUGCAAUAUUAAGACGGAGAAAGUGAAUGAGUUCUGUUUACAGGGCUUUCGUAAAACUAACCUUUACAAUCCUUUUUUUGAAAUGCUCUGCGGUGUCGUGGUGGUGGGUUUUGGCACCAGGCAACAGUGCGACUGUGCUUGUGCGUUCAGGGCAGACAGAAGACUGUUUACCUCCAGCAUCGUACCAGCGCACACCCAAUGAUGGCGAGCGAUGUGUGUGUCAGUGUUCAAAAGUUGUAAAGGGGCGGGAAAAAGCAAGAGGAGGAGGGAGGUUGGGAAGAGUAGCUGCAGAUGUAAAGAUACGUGUUGUUAAGUCAUUAACACCAACAGCGUCGUUCUCUUCUCUAACCUCAGCUGUGAGUCUGUUAUUCGUUGUUUGUGUUAUUUUUGACAUUUUUUAUAGGUGGUUUAUCUGUGUUUGAAUUUGGCGGUUUUAUGAAUUGAUGUGGUAAUAUUUUUUUUGUUUCUGUUUGAGGUUUUUUUUGUAUAUUUUGCACAAGAGGAAAGGAACCAAAUGUUACGAAUAUGAUCCCAAUUAGUUGAUAUGGUCUUAACAAGGGAAAUGCAAUAUACUUGUAUGUAAGUGAGAAAAGCUGUUGUGAGUGUGACGUUGUGUAUCACUUCUGGAUAACCAACUAAAACAAGUAAAGUCGUCCUCCUUGACUAUUUUAACCCAUGCAAAAAGCUUCCAUCACAAUAUGUUUGUUUGAUAUCAUAGAUUAUAUUCACAUUUAUAUUUUUACAUUGGAUUUUAGUCAUUAAAUAUAGUUGUAUUUAAAAAAAGAAAAAAGGAGCCACCCUUAGGAAUGAAUGAUGGUGCUGUGGUAAAUGAAGAAUGAUACUGCUUGAAUUUAUACAAUGCUUACUAUCGAUGUACUUAAAAAAAGAAAAAGUCAUAAAAAAAAUUGCAUGUCACAGGACUAAGUUUCCUUUUCCCUCUCUAGUCUGUGUUGUUGGCUGUUCAGGUUCUCUUUGUGUCCCUACACUUUAACCAGAUUUGUGAGCUGUUCAGCGUAAAAUAGUCCCUACCAUGCUUUAAAUAACUGUUUUUCAUUGUAUACACUGUGCAAAAUGUGUGCCUUUAUACUCCAAAAUUAUUUAAUUUUAUAUUUUGUAAUCUUUUUUUAAAACAAAGGUAAAAGGUUAUUUUAAUAAUAGGGUGUUUACUUUGACAUGCAUUAUUUCCAACUUUAUUUUCAACCUUCUUCCACUCCGACCCCUCCGUAUUUAGAUCUGUUCCUAUUACUCAGUCAUGCUAAUGAUUGUGUUUUAACCGACAGAAAGAAGUGAAUAGCUGUCUUAAAUUUGAAAAUAAUGGGUCGGUUUCAAUUCUGUAAAUUCAAAUCCACCAUCGUGAUUAUUCAGUGUGUACAGGCGUUUCUCCUCCUCCUCCUCCGAGCGAGGCCGAUGUUAAUCCCUUGUUCAUUCACGUUGGUCCUGCCUUUAUAAAGAGUGUGCGUGCGUGUGUGGAAGUGCAUUGUGGAACGUGCGUGUGUCGUGAUUGUGUUUUGUCGUGCUAGUCCUCGCUAACUGAUUGCCCCCCCCCACCCAAACCUCAGGAGUCUGUCAGCGAUCUUCAUCACAUUUAUUCACAUACCACAGAUGCAGUCACAUUUCAGGAAUGUGAUUUUUUUUUUUUCUUUUGAGUGUUUGUCCAAAAUUUCACCUUCAACUCCUUUUCAUUUCCGAAACAGGUUUAUGUUCUCUUGCUUCCUUACCUCCAUUUUUUUGUGUGUAAUCCAGAUCACCUACGUGUUAUCAGCUGAUAGUUCAUCCUGAGUCAGUGAAUAGUUGAUAUUUCUGUGUUCUUUCACUAUUAAUGGGCUGUUUUGUUUCUAUUGUCACAUAGCUCAUACUGUACAUAGAUUGUGUCCUAAAGAAAACGGAAUGAGGGAACAAAAUCGUCUUCUAGUCUGCUUUGCUCUGUUUGGCCCUGGAGGCUCCCCUGUAGUCAGACAUAAGCAAGUAGAAAUUUGCAUGCUGGGAGAGUGAGUUCUCUUUUGCUUUGUUUUGGGGGAUAUUCACUCUGGAUCUCACGUGAGAAAGGCAGUGACAAUGCCAGACUUUAACAGAUGCAAGUUAAAGACGAUAAUAACACGCGCCCUGCUGCUGUACCGUAAAAUGAAUCCUUGCUUUUGUGACUUCUCUCAUGAAUGAGCUCCUUCACCCGUUCACCCCACCCACCGGUCCACCUGCUGCCACUGUUAACUUGCCAAAAGCAUCUUUCAGCAGUCAGAACUACCCCACAUGAGCUUGAAGAACAUCGUGUAUCAUAUAAUGUGUUUGUUUGAACUGAAUUUGUUUGUUUUUUAACGUGUACUGGGGAAUUGGAGCGAAGUGUGCUGAUAUGUGAACAUAUGUCCAGAGUUGUGGGAAACGGCCCCUGUGUUGAUGUGGUUUAAGUGUUAAGGGGAAUAUUUGGUUACAAAUACAAAUGACCGGAGGCCGGGCAAGAUCUGCAGAGCUGGAAAAAAAAUGUCCUUUGGCUUUAAAGUUCAAAAUCAACAAAAUCUUUUGUGGAGAAAAAAAUAAUUUUGGAAAAGAUUUGAACCCCUUUAAAUUUGCAUGUGGAAGUUAACACACACCAGGCCAGGAAAAGGUCCCCUCCUGCAGUUGAGCUCCGGUCUCACAACAGUCCUGAGUACUUUUAGACUACAUCUAAAAGACUUCCAUUACUGUGUGUGUGUAUGUGUGUGAGUGUGUGUUUGUUUAUUGGUGUCUGACAAUGGUUGGUGAGAGUUCCCUUUCAGUGGCAGAGAGGCCAAAAUGUUGAUGUAUGUUUAUUGUUCUUCACAUUUAAUGAUGAUGAUGAUAAUAAUAAUAAUACACUCCAUUCCAUAAGCGUUCACUCAAACCAAUUAAAGCACUUGUUCUGCUUAACUCAAA
Molecule: messenger RNA, 6463 nt
Organism: Morone saxatilis (striped sea-bass)
Lineage: Eukaryota; Metazoa; Chordata; Actinopteri; Moronidae
Gene: pip4k2aa
Product: phosphatidylinositol-5-phosphate 4-kinase, type II, alpha a
Exons: 11
Coding region: 872-2203 (443 amino acids)
Biological process (GO): phosphatidylinositol metabolic process
Molecular function (GO): phosphatidylinositol kinase activity
Source: RefSeq, a predicted model, not a curated record